Molecule: messenger RNA, 1424 nt
Organism: Lemur catta (Ring-tailed lemur)
Lineage: Eukaryota; Metazoa; Chordata; Mammalia; Primates; Lemuridae
Gene: PHOX2B
Product: paired like homeobox 2B
Exons: 3
Coding region: 91-1032 (313 amino acids)
Biological process (GO): regulation of transcription by RNA polymerase II
Molecular function (GO): RNA polymerase II transcription regulatory region sequence-specific DNA binding; DNA-binding transcription factor activity, RNA polymerase II-specific
Source: RefSeq, a predicted model, not a curated record
GCUGUGCACAUCUCCCCACUCCUGCCACCUUCUCCAUAUCCAUCUUUUAUUUCAUUUUUCCACUUGGCUGAGCCAUCCAGAACCUUUUCAAUGUAUAAAAUGGAAUAUUCUUACCUCAAUUCCUCUGCCUACGAGUCCUGUAUGGCUGGGAUGGACACCUCGAGUCUGGCUUCAGCCUAUGCUGACUUCAGUUCCUGCAGCCAGGCCAGUGGUUUCCAGUAUAACCCGAUAAGGACCACUUUUGGGGCCACGUCCGGCUGCCCGUCCCUCACGCCGGGAUCCUGCAGCCUCGGCACCCUCAGGGACCACCAGAGCAGUCCGUACGCCGCAGUUCCCUACAAACUCUUCACCGACCACGGCGGCCUCAACGAGAAGCGCAAGCAGCGGCGCAUCCGCACCACUUUCACGAGCGCGCAGCUCAAAGAGCUGGAGAGGGUCUUCGCCGAGACGCACUACCCUGACAUCUACACCCGGGAGGAGCUGGCCCUGAAGAUCGACCUCACCGAGGCGCGAGUGCAGGUGUGGUUCCAGAACCGCCGCGCCAAGUUUCGCAAGCAGGAGCGCGCAGCGGCGGCUGCGGCGGCCGCGGCCAAGAACGGCUCCUCGGGCAAGAAGUCUGACUCCUCCCGGGACGACGAGAGCAAGGAGGCCAAGAGCACCGACCCGGACAGCACUGGGGGCCCCGGCCCCAACCCCAACCCCACGCCCAGCUGCGGGGCGAGCGGCGGCGGCGGCGGCGGGCCCAGCCCGGCGGGAGCCCCGGGGGCGGCGGGGCCGGGGGGCCCAGGCGGCGAGCCCGGCAAGGGCGGCGCGGCUGCGGCGGCUGCUGCUGCGGCGGCUGCUGCGGCGGCUGCGGCGGCGGCGGCGGGAGGCCUGGCUGCGGCCGGGGGCCCCGGACAGGGCUGGGCGCCCGGGCCCGGGCCCAUCACCUCCAUCCCGGAUUCGCUCGGGGGCCCCUUCGCCAGCGUCCUGUCUUCGCUCCAAAGACCCAACGGUGCCAAAGCCGCCUUGGUGAAGAGCAGCAUGUUCUGAUCGGGGGUCCUGCGGCGGCGGCGGGGGCCGGGCGGGCGGGCGGGGAGGCCGAGGCUGCUGUCGCCGCCGCUGCCGCGGCGGUUUCAUCGAGGCCUAAAGUAACCGCGAUCGGAAUAAAGAGAAAGUGGCGUCGCCCCCACUUCAACCCCACUCCUACCCCUUCCUCGACCCCCAAACAAAACAAAACAAAAAACAACUUCCCUGGCUUCGCACCUUCCCCGGGCCGCGCAGAGGGGCCGGGGGAGACGGGGUGCGGGCAGGCGGCUGGACUCGGGGCGCUCUCAGGGGGCUGUCUGCGUGUCGGUGGGUCUGUCUCGGGGAUGCUCGUCUGUGCCCGAGCAGGUGACAGGGAGAGAUGGGGGCUAACUAACUCAGUGACUUGCUUAGAAAAA